Dreissena polymorpha is the source of this 963-nucleotide messenger RNA. RefSeq lists its product as uncharacterized. The record is from RefSeq and is a predicted model, not a curated record. The annotation marks the transcript as partial. NCBI's taxonomy places the organism in Eukaryota, Metazoa, Mollusca, Bivalvia, Myida, Dreissenidae. The transcript is spliced from 2 exons.
AGCAGCAGUAGCAGGAGUAACAGCAGUAGCAGCAGUAGAAGGAGUAGCAGCAGUAGCAGUUGUAGCAUAAGUAGCUGCAGUAGUAGUAGUAGUAGUAGUAGUAGCAGUAGUAGUAGUAGCAGUAGUAGAAGUAGUAGUAGUAGUGAGAGUGGUUAUAGUGGCAGCAGCAGCAGCAGUAGCAGCAGCAGCAGUAGUUACAGUAGCAGCAGUAGUAUAAGUAGUAGUAGUAGUAGUAGCAGUAGUAGUAGUAGUAGUAGUAGUAGUAGUAGUAGUAGUAGUAGUAGUAGUAGUAGUAGUAGUAGUAGUAGUAGCAGUAGUAGUAGUUGCAGCAGUAGUAGUAGUAGUAGUAGUAGUAGUAGUAGUAGCAGUAGUAGUAGUAGCAGUAGUAGUAGUAGCAGCAGUAGCAGCAGCAGCAGUAGCAGCAGCAGCAGCAGCAGCAGUAGCAGCAGCAGCAGUAGCAGCAGCAGGAGCAGUAGCAGCAGUAGUAGCAGUAGCAGCAGGAGAAACAGCAGUAGCAGCAGUAAAAGGAGUAGUAGUAGUAGCAGUAGUAGCAGGAGUAGCAGUAGUAGCAGUAGUAGCGGAAGUAACAGUAGUAGUAGUAGUAGUAGUAGCAGCAGCAGCAGCAGUAGCAGCAGCAGUAGCAGCAGUAGCAGCAGUAGCAGCAGUAGCAGCAGUAGUAGCAGUAGCAGUAGUAGCAGAAGUAACAGCAGUAGCAGCCGUAGAUGGAGUAGUAGUAGCAGCAGUAGUAGCAGGAGUAGCAGGAGUAGCAGUAGUAGCAGAAGUAGCAGCAGUAGUAGUAGUAGUAGUAGUAGUAGUAGUAGCAGUAGUAGUAGUACCAGUAGUAACAGUAGUUAUAGUAGAAGUAGUAGUAGUAGUAGUAGUAGUAGUAGUAGUAGUAGUAGUAGUAGUAGUAGCAGCAGUAGUAGUAGUAGUAGUAGUAGUUGUAGUAGUAGUAGUAGUAGU